AUGCUUGAAGUCAAAGGCCUGAAAGCCGUUAUUGCUGAAUCCGGGAAAGAGAUUCUCCAUGGCGUUGACCUCUGCAUUCGCGAAGGCGAGGUGCACGCGAUCAUGGGGAAGAACGGUUCGGGCAAGAGCACUCUUUCCAAGGUGCUGGUGGGUCACCCUGAUUAUGAAAUCACGGGUGGCUCUGUGACGUACCGCGGGGAGGAUCUGUUGGAGCUGGAGCCCGAGGAGAGGAGCCACGCGGGCGUGUUUUUGUCCUUCCAGUCGCCCGUGGAGCUGCCCGGAGUUAACAACGUCGACUUCCUGCGCCUCUCGUGCAACGCGCGCCGGGCAGCUAAAGGGCUGCCCGAAAUGGAACCUCUGGAGUUCUACGGCUUCCUGAGCCCCAAGCUGGAGGAGCUCAACAUGGAUCUCAAGUACCUGCAGCGCAACGUGAACGAGGGGUUCAGCGGCGGCGAGAAGAAGCGCAACGAGAUCCUCCAGCUCGCUGUGCUGGACGCUGAGCUGGCCAUCCUGGAUGAGAUCGACUCAGGGCUGGACGUGGACGCGCUCAGAGACGUCGCCACUGCGGUCAACUCCCUGAAGCGGCCUGAGAAGGCGGUGCUGAUGAUCACCCACUACCAGCGUUUGUUGGAUUACAUUCGCCCCGACUACAUCCAUAUCAUGGAGCAAGGCCGCAUUGUGCUGACUGGCGAUGCAUCUCUGGCAUCGCAGCUGGAGGAGAAGGGUUAUGCGGGCAUUCAGAGCUAG
Molecule: messenger RNA, 747 nt
Organism: Closterium sp. Naga37s-1
Lineage: Eukaryota; Viridiplantae; Streptophyta; Zygnematophyceae; Desmidiales; Closteriaceae
Source: the annotation of a GenBank genome assembly